Venustampulla echinocandica is the source of this 723-nucleotide messenger RNA. Its product is annotated as Thymidylate kinase. Gene Ontology annotation, biological process: dUDP biosynthetic process; dTDP biosynthetic process; dTTP biosynthetic process. Gene Ontology annotation, cellular component: nucleus; cytosol; cytoplasm. The record is from RefSeq and is a predicted model, not a curated record. The transcript is spliced from 3 exons. Bases 1 to 723 code for a protein of 240 amino acids. Gene Ontology annotation, molecular function: ATP binding; dTMP kinase activity. NCBI's taxonomy places the organism in Eukaryota, Fungi, Ascomycota, Leotiomycetes, Helotiales, Pleuroascaceae.
AUGGCAAGUCUUUCAGGAGAUCCUUAUCCGUACCAGCAACAGGCAAGGCCUGUUAGCAGGGGUGCAUUCAUCGUGGUUGAAGGCCUGGAUCGCGCUGGCAAGACAACGCAAGUCAAAAGGCUCUGCGACUCGCUCUAUGCUCAGGGUCAUAAUGUGAAGAUGAUUAGGUUUCCAGACCGAACGACUCCCGUAGGCAAAAUGAUAGACGGCUAUCUACAAUCCAAGGCCCAGUUAGAUGACCAUUCAAUCCAUCUAUUGUUUUCAGCCAAUCGAUGGGAAAAGGCAGCCUGGAUCAAGGGGCAGAUAUCACAGGGUUACACAAUUAUCUGCGAUCGAUAUUACUACUCUGGAAUGGUCUACAGUGCCGCAAAGCAAAAUCCUGCUCUGUCGUUAGGUUGGGCAAGAUCACCUGAUGUGGGACUCCCUCGGCCAGACCGGAUGAUAUUUCUAGAUCUAGAUGCCAAAGAGGCAGAAGCAAGAGGAGGCUAUGGUGAAGAAAAAUACGAGAAAAGAUCAAUGCAAGAGAGAGUGAGAGAGCUAUUCCUCGGUCUGCUGUUGAAAGGGGAGGAGGAAUCUACUGAUAUGGUGGUUGUCGACGCUGGACAGUCAGUUGAACACGUUGCACAUGCUAUUUGGAAAGAGACCUCGGGUGUCGUGCAAUCUGUGGAGUCCGGUUCGCGGAAACAGAUUGGUACGGUUGGGCCUUGGCCAGAAGGGCAGUAG